Messenger RNA from Mercurialis annua (annual mercury), 616 nucleotides. RefSeq lists its product as uncharacterized. NCBI's taxonomy places the organism in Eukaryota, Viridiplantae, Streptophyta, Magnoliopsida, Malpighiales, Euphorbiaceae. Bases 68 to 460 code for a protein of 130 amino acids. The record is from RefSeq and is a predicted model, not a curated record. The transcript has 3 exons.
UUUUUUUCGCAAAAGAAGGCUUCAAAAUAAAGAGCCUAUUUGUGCCGUCAAAAACGGAAGAAAGAAAAUGGGAGAAGAUGGCAGAGUAGAUGCUCAAUUUUUUCAACUGCUCUCUACCCUUCUCAAUCAAGUGGAAUCACUAACCAAUCAAGAAGAAGUUGAACUGCGGUCCAAAAUUGAAACACUUGGUUUAGAGGUUACAAAAGAUCUUUCCAAGUCGAAAAAUAAUCUCAGUGAGCUAGAAUUAGCAAGCGAGUUGGAUAAACUGUCAGCAAAGUUGGACAGUGCUGAUGAAAUGAUAACUUCAGCCAUGGCUGCAGAUCCACAGGUUCAAUCUCUCUUGAGUGGUACUGCUGAUGUAUGGAUGCCAGUCAUUACAGCUACAGCUGAUGAACGGCGCAAUUUUACAGCAUCAGUUGGAGAUGAUACAUCUGAGGAGAAAGCAAAAAGUUCCAACUGAUUCGAAAUCAUUAUAGAGUACAUGUUUGCCUUCUCUCAACAAAUUGAGACUUCACAUCUGUCCAAUAUUGCAUAAACAUAUUUUAUUUCUUGAGAUAGAUAAAAUAUCGUAUUUAUCUAUUUAUUAAUACAGAAUUUAAAGAGUUAAUUAUUUCAA